AUGGGAUGGACGUCUAUUACCUCUAAGGAUAAAAUUUACUCUACACAAAGAAAACCCAAUCACUGUACCACGCCCACAACAUUAUCAGGACAGAAUAUCUCCGCCUACCGAGUUGAAAACGAUAAACGUCGAACAAGUCACACUUGUUGCAGCACUCAGAGACCUCCCGCCUUUAAAUACCAACACAGACGUCGAAAGAACCAACUUUCAGACGCCGCAGAGGCCGAGACAACCCCGGACGCCGAGUUGGGAAAAUACUAUACCACCUUGAUCCAAUUUGCCGUCAACUAG
Echinococcus granulosus is the source of this 291-nucleotide messenger RNA. RefSeq lists its product as hypothetical. The transcript has 2 exons. The coding region runs from base 1 to 291 and encodes 96 amino acids. The record is from RefSeq and is a predicted model, not a curated record. NCBI's taxonomy places the organism in Eukaryota, Metazoa, Platyhelminthes, Cestoda, Cyclophyllidea, Taeniidae.